CGUGGCCUGACUAAUCCCAAUUUUUCCGAGAGCGUCGACGCCGAUAAUCGCCGACAGAUUUUUUGUUUCUCACGAGAUAGAAAGAAGAUGAAGGUGACGAGAAAGCUAAAGAAGACAAAUCUCCCUGAAGGGGAAACUGGUGGAACGAGAGUUGGGAAAAAAAUUCUGAGGAAGAAGAAAGUUCAAGUGAGCAAUGUCGAAUUAAACGAGCAAUCUCAGGUUACACAGCUCCAAGCUAAUUCAAGUGAGAAACCGAAACGAAAGAAGGUUGAAUUGAAGAAGAAGAUUCAGAAGAUUAAGGAAAUAGAAAGUUCUCCAGCUGAUGGGAAGCUUAGUGGGAAGAUGAAGAAGAGAAAAGAGAAAGUAGGCAAUGCUGAUAUAAGCGAACCGAAUCUGGAAGUCAAAGGAAAGAAGGGUAAAAUGAACAAGAUAAAAAAGAAAAGGAAGGCCGAGGAAAUAAUUAGCGCUACAGUUGAAGCUGAUCAUCUGAAAGGAGAAGGCAAGUCUAAGAAAUCAAAUAAGAAGAAAAAGAUGGACAUGACCUCUACGAAAGAGAACAAAAUUGAAGAGGAGGAAGAUGUUUAUCAAAUUUCUUCAGGCGAUGAGGAUUGCACAAGGGGAAUGAAAAAAUGGGUUACUAAUUACUAUGAGGGUAGACCUGGUUUAGAUGAGCUGCAAAAGAGAAUCGAUGACUUCAUGACUGCUCACGAAGAACGCCUUGAACAGGAGAAACAAGAUAGAGAAGCUAAAGCUGCAGAAGGUGGAUGGACUGUGGUCGUGCAUCACAAAGGAAGGAAAAAGACAACAGAAACUGAAUCUGGAACAGCGGUUGGAUCUUUUUCUCAGGCUGCUAUAGAGGAUAAAAUCUCUAAGAAGAAACAGAGUGAGCCUGUCGCUCAUGGUUUCUACCGUUUCCAAAGGCGAGAAGCACAACUUAAUGAAAUCUUGUCGCUUCAGAGUAAGUUCGAGCAAGACAAGAAGAGGAUACAACAACUUCGGGCCGCUCGUAGGUUUAAGCCUUUCUAAGGAAGAAUACAUCUGCAUGAAAAACAUGAGCUUUGUGGGUAGCUUUGUGGGUUCAGACUCUAAUGAAGCUUCUGAGCAAUAGCAUGAAUGUGUUAUUAUGAUCAAGUUUUGUAAUUGACAAUUUCAGGCUGAUAAACAAAAAGAAAUAUAAUUUUUUCCCUUGGAACAUUAGAUUGAAUAAGUUUUGAAAUUGCAU
Messenger RNA from Arabidopsis arenosa, 1222 nucleotides. The record is from the annotation of a GenBank genome assembly. Lineage: Eukaryota; Viridiplantae; Streptophyta; Magnoliopsida; Brassicales; Brassicaceae.